This is a messenger RNA of Oryza brachyantha (malo sina), 1383 nucleotides long. RefSeq names its product peroxisomal membrane protein 13. The record is from RefSeq and is a predicted model, not a curated record. The coding region runs from base 224 to 1033 and encodes 269 amino acids. Gene Ontology annotation, cellular component: peroxisomal membrane; peroxisome; peroxisomal importomer complex. NCBI's taxonomy places the organism in Eukaryota, Viridiplantae, Streptophyta, Magnoliopsida, Poales, Poaceae. Gene Ontology annotation, biological process: protein import into peroxisome matrix, docking. The transcript has 5 exons.
GCCGACGCGUCUCCGUGCGGGGGCGGCUUUCUCUUCUCUGCUCGCCUCCUCCGCCGGCGGCGGCGACGACGACGCCGACGCGAGCGACUAAGAAGCCGAGGAAGAGCAGCGGCGCGGCGGCAGAGGACCCGCCCGGAUCGUGCCGCCCGGCUACGCGCGAUCGAGUUGAGGAGGCGGUGGGGGGCAAGGGAAAAGGGGGGGAGGGGCGACGUGACCCCGCGGCAUGGCAGGAAGUAAUCCACCACCAAAGCCAUGGGAGCAUGCUGGGACUUCAUCUGGUCCAGCACCAUUCAGGCCCCCAUCUGGGGGUAGCACUAGUGAUAUUGUUGAAGCAUCUGGCACUGCAAAACCUGGGGAAGUUGUUUCUGCUACAGAGGGCAAUGUUACAUCCAAUGUAAACGGCAACAUUUCUAGGCCUUUGCCCCCACGACCUUGGCAGCAGCAAGGAUAUGCGAAUUCUUAUGGAGGUUAUGGCUCCAGUAUGUAUAGUUCAUAUGGUGGGUUUGGUGGACCUUAUAGUAGCGGUGGACUUUACGGAAAUAACAUGUAUUCGAGUUAUGGAGGAGGUUAUGGGGGUAUGUAUGGAAGUUCUGGAAUGUAUGGCGGGUCCAUGUAUAAUAGCGGGAUGGGAGGUCCCUAUGGUGGCUAUGGUAUGGGCAUGGGUGCUUACAACCAGGGUCCAGAUUCAUUUGGUCCGCCAGCACCACCCCCAGGCUUUUGGAUGUCCUUCCUACGAGUGAUGCAUGGUGUUGUAAAUUUUUGUGGGCGAGUCGCUUUCCUUUUUAGCCAGAACACACAGGCAUUCCACAUGUUUAUCUCAGCCCUCCUGCAGCUAUGUGAUCGGACUGGAAUGCUUUAUGGUGAGCUUGCGAGGUUUGUUCUACGCUUGCUUGGGAUCAAAACAAAGCCAAAGAAGGGCGCAGUUCAGGGCACAGAAACUUCAUCAUUUCAAGGUCCAGGGAAUCAGUUUGCUGAGGCACCAAAAGCUAACUCUUGGGACAGUGUCUGGACCGAUGAUGGUAGGGGGAAGUAAGGCAUCUUUGUGCAAAGUGAGUUUGUUUUAUGAGGGAAUGAUGAUGAGAUGUUUAUGUGGGAGAAACAAUCAGCCAAGAUGCGAUUUGUGUUUGGACGAGAGGGAAAAAGUAACUCCAAAUUCUUCUUAUUCUUUUUUGGUUAUGCCAUGGUCUUUCCUAGUACACCUGUAGCUCUGUAACAAGCUGUUGAAGCACCUCCUUCCUGCAAAUGCCCGUGCUAGUAAUAUAGCAACCUUUGUGUAGUAAAUAUCGCUGUCUUAAAAAAAUGUGGACAGCAAUACAAUGUACCCCAUUAAACUGAAUGGUAAAGAGAAUUUUUUAAUAAAAGUUUUAUGGUUUAACGGGUGUU